AUGAACGAAAAAAAGUUGGUUCAAAACUUCAAGAGCUAUAUCAACGUAUCUUUGGAUGCCAAAGGGGAAAAAAAUGGUUCGCUACAAGAAGUAAAACCUAAUUUACUAAAUGGCGAGCUGGUCACCGGUGCGGCCCACAGCGUGGUGAUGUUGACUCCUCUCAGUGAAUGGGACCGUGGACGCUUCGGUUCGCUUUUUAUCACGAACUACAAAUUGUCCUUUGUACCCUUGGAGAACUCCAGCAACGAUGAGUAUUGUCAAAGAAAUUUCCUUCUGGGCGCCUUCGAUGUACCUCUUACCGGCGUAGGCGCAGUAUGGCUCACGGACGGGGGGCCGUCUCGCCGGAGACGACUCAUGCCAUACGGCGAAGUACCGGGGAAGGUUAAAGGACUUCAAGUUAUAUGUAAGAAUAUGAAGGUCCUGACAUUCAGCUUCGCAAACUCUCCAAUCGACAACGGUAGAAAGAUCGCUCUAGCACUAAUGCAUCACGCAUUUCCGAAACGCCACGACUUACUCUUUGCCUUCGAAUAUAGAGAACCAUACUACCCCACUCUCCCUUCUGACAUGAACAUGUUCCAACGAACAGGAGAUUGGAAAAGAGAAUUAGAAAGAUGUGAAUGUCCCCAUUGGAGAAUAACGUGUAUAAAUGGAACGUCAGACGCUUUUAUGUUGACUGCAGGGGAGACUUUAAUUGUGCCCAGUUCAGUGUUAGAUUAUAAUCUCAUGGAAUCGGCGAGACACUUUCGGUCAGGGAGGGUACCUAUAUGGGUUUGGGGGAGGGCAGAAGGUGCAGCCUUGUUGAGAAGUGGGGAGCUAUUGCCGACGGAACAGUCAUCUACGGCGGAAAGUGUUUUAUUAGAACAGGUGCGCCGUUCACAUCCAAAACUUACGCCUCCCCAUGUCAUAUAUCUAUGUGGGAACACGUAUACAAACACAGGUGGACCAGGGAUUCUACCACCACUAGCUACUUUACAAACUUCAUAUAAGAAACUGGCCGAUCUGUGUACGCCAACAACUCUUGGAGGGUUUUGGAUACAAGACUCCCAAUACUACUCCAUAUUAGAUUCGAGUAAGUGGUUGCGGUACGUCGCCAAUUGCAUCGCGUUCGCCGACGAAGCUGCGCAACAUCUCGGCAACAACGUCACGGUCGUCUUGCAAGAAGGUGACGGAGUAGACUACUGCGCUGUGGUGUCGUGUCUGACACAAUUGCUAGUAGAUCCACACUUCAGGACGAUCUCGGGCUUCCAGUCGCUCAUACAGAAAGAGUGGGUCGCCCUCGGACACCCAUUCUGUGAUAGGUUCGGUCUUCCCCGUCCCGGCAACCCAAAGGAGUUGACCCCGAAGGACGCGACGACGGCGCAGAUAGCGCCGGUGUUCCUGCUGUACCUGGACAGCGUGUGGCAGCUCCUGCAGCAGUUCCCGGCACACUUCCAGUUCAGCGAGACCUACCUCACCACCCUGUGGGACUGUGCACACAACCACAUAUUUGAUACUUUCCUGUUCAAUUGCGCAAGGGACAGAGAGUUGGCUGUGACUAGGAACUUCGUCCAGAGGCCUGUAUGGGACUGGGGCGAGCAGUUCUCAGAGCAAGACAAGGCGUUGUUCUAUAACCCGCUGUUCAUGGGAGUCAAACCUGCUCUACCGUCGCAAAGGCUGUCCCUGAGCCCGCAGGGGGGUGGGGGCGGCGCGGAGCCGGCGCGGCUGAGGCCGGCCUCGAGCGUGGCGGCGCUGGAGCUGUGGGCGCAGUGCUACGAGCGCUGGCUGCUGCCGCUCGACGCGCGCGGCGCGGGACACGUGCAGCUCCACGUGCACAACUACAGCGUGCGCGCUGAGAUACAGCAGUUAAAUGAGAAGCUGACGUCUUUGUCGAUACUGUCUCGACGUCAGUCCAAUAGCGACGAGUCCGCUGCGCCCCGACGACGGAACGUGUCGCGGUUCUUCCCCUUCAGCCUCAACCGGUCUGACGUCAUCGCCGCCAACCUCGACUCCAUGCAAGUCAGCCUUAUAGACGCUAGUCAACUCGUCGAGUCACAGUCCUUACUCAACGCACCCGACUAA
This is a messenger RNA of Arctia plantaginis, 2058 nucleotides long. NCBI's taxonomy places the organism in Eukaryota, Metazoa, Arthropoda, Insecta, Lepidoptera, Erebidae. The record is from the annotation of a GenBank genome assembly.